AUGACCAACGAAGCCCCCUACGAUCCCUACAUCCCGGCCGGCGCCAACGGGGCCACCGCGGCCUCCUCGUCGCAGAAUGGCAACCAGCGCACUGCCGCAUUGCAAGCGCAAAUCGACGACACCGUCGGUGUGAUGCGCGAGAAUAUCAACAAGGUCUCCCAGCGUGGUGAGCGCCUCGACUCUCUGCAGGACAAGACGGACAACCUGGCGGUAUCGGCCCAGGGCUUCCGCCGGGGUGCCAACCGUGUGCGCAAGCAGAUGUGGUGGAAGGACAUGAAGAUGCGCGUAUGCCUGGUGAUUUGUGUGAUUGUCCUCCUGGUGGUUAUUAUCGUGCCUGUGGUCGUCAAGACUACUCACUGA
This is a messenger RNA of Penicillium maclennaniae, 360 nucleotides long. RefSeq names its product SNAP receptor SNC2. Gene Ontology annotation, biological process: vesicle fusion; vesicle-mediated transport. The coding region runs from base 1 to 360 and encodes 119 amino acids. Gene Ontology annotation, molecular function: SNAP receptor activity; syntaxin binding. Gene Ontology annotation, cellular component: plasma membrane; SNARE complex. The record is from RefSeq and is a predicted model, not a curated record. NCBI's taxonomy places the organism in Eukaryota, Fungi, Ascomycota, Eurotiomycetes, Eurotiales, Aspergillaceae. The transcript is spliced from 3 exons.